AUGCUCUCGGAGGAGCCCUACGAAACGUAUCACCCGGAAUUUCCAGAUCCAGAGAUUCGACGAAUAGCUCUAAAAAGCUCGGCAGUCGUCGAGCUGCUCCGAAUCGAAUCACCAUCUUCAUUUUUCUGCCGUCCCGUCGAUCAUGUCACCGAUGAUCAAUUAUUGAUUCGCGAACCGUACCGCCUAACAACUCGAAUUAUCGAUUUUUCGGCGGGAAACAUGGCGAUGGCUCCGCUCCGGCCACGUGUAUUCGCUCGAUGUUUAAUUUUGAAAAAUUUGGAGCUUAUCGAGGCCGCCCGGAUUUUUUUCAUCGAUUCUGCGGUCACUGCUAAUGUUUCGUGGAAAUGUCUGUUUCAAAUUGAUGAAAAUCUCAAAUUUCACCCAUGGCAGGCGAUGCAUUGCACUUUGGGACGUUUGGUGCACCUUUCGGACUCAUGGACAGACACCCAGUGCACCGAAUUUCGAAAUAUUGUCUCUAAAUUUGCAAAAUUUCAAAUUACCGCCAACCAGUGUGACGUGGAUUUUCGCUCGGACCGCCCGUCUCUUCUCGUGAACCUGUACGGAUUGCCAAAUGGAACAGAAAUCGAUAAAAAAGUGGCGAUCGAGGAGAUUUGCGCGGUUUCUAUGCAAAAUGUUAUGGUCUCUCAAUUUCCCACUAAUUUUAUGGUCAAUCCCAAGCUCGAGGAGCUCGACAAAGAGCAAGACCACCUCGACGUGAUUCUUCUCGAAGAGUUCCGCCGGGACCUCCCAGCCGACUGGGCUCACGAGCCGCCUGCCGAUUACCGUGAAGACGACGCCGACUGGGAUAUACUGCAGUGCCACGUGGCAGAAUGGAAUGACACGGCACUCGAGCAAUUCCGAAGAGCCGAUGGAAGCUUUUGGGCGAUGCUCGAGCCGAGUUGCACCGUAUCACCCUGGGAAAUGCACGUUACACCGAUUUUGGCACCGGAAAAGAUGUCUGAUAAUGAACAUUGGAUUUUCGAGCAGCUCGUAAAAAACUCGGAAAAUCAGCAAAAAAUCGACGAUUUCUACUCGAACCUCAAGAAUCAGCGGCCGCUAGAGAUGGAAGAAAUAAAAUUCGCCCUCCAAACCGGCCGAACCUACGUGAUGGCAACCAUCAAAAAUCGCCAAAAAUCGUCGGCUCAAUGGCUCCGUUGCGAGAUUAUCGAUUUUUUGCCGAACGCCAACGUGGCUCUUCGCUACGUGGAUCUGGGAACACGUGGCAUCCUGAAGCUCAAAAAUUUGCACCGAAUGCACAUUGAGCACACAAAAAUCGCGCCGGCUUGCAUUGAAAUUGGCCGAUUUCUCGACGACGAUUUAUCGAUGGCCGACAGCGAAAUGGAGUGGAAUACACAUUUUUGGCGUGAAAUUGUACCCUAUGACGUGCCGAUCGUUGUCGGACCCGAUAUGGAAUUCCUGGAAACCGGCAAACUGCAAUUCUCGCAGAUUCGGGUCGCCGGCGACGAAGACGACGAAAAUUUGCUCGAUAAAAUCCCGUCGCCGUCGCCGUUUUUCACUGAACGAUCCGACGAUUUACGUACCCAGAAAGAGGAUGAUGAUGAUGGAAAUGUUAGCGACGAUAAGGAUAGCGGAUGAUUUUAUUGAUUUUUUCGCAUUUCUCCCGUGAAAAAUUGCAAAAAAAAAAUCGAUAAUCCACUUGCCCGAGAGGAGUACAAAAUCGAUAACAUAAUUUUUUCCUGUUUUUUGUCAUGUAUUUUAUAAUAUCGAUCUCCUCCUCGUUUUAACGAUCUGUUUGUUUUACGUGAACGUGUUAAAUUAUCGAUUUUUUACGAUAAAAAUCAAUAAAUCAAUAUUUAUUCC
This is a messenger RNA of Caenorhabditis elegans, 1821 nucleotides long. It is a transcript of the gene eri-5, whose product is annotated as Tudor domain-containing protein. The transcript is spliced from 6 exons. The coding region runs from base 1 to 1596 and encodes 531 amino acids. Gene Ontology annotation, cellular component: cytoplasm. Lineage: Eukaryota; Metazoa; Nematoda; Chromadorea; Rhabditida; Rhabditidae. The record is from RefSeq and is marked reviewed.